Messenger RNA from Clunio marinus, 2383 nucleotides. Lineage: Eukaryota; Metazoa; Arthropoda; Insecta; Diptera; Chironomidae. The record is from the annotation of a GenBank genome assembly.
GUAAACUUUUUCGCCAAACGACUUAAUGAAGGGAAAAUAUAAAUAAAAAGUUUUAAUUUGUUCAACAAAAUUAAAAAGUUUUCCCAGCCGACAAAGAGAAACUCGUAGGAGUUGCGUAAUUUAAUUCUCACUCAAUUCCUUUUAAUGAAAGGGAAGUAAUUAAUCAACAUGUUUUAUCACAGGCUUCUGAAGCGAUAUAUUUAAUUCUUCUUUUAGACGAAGAAUCAACGUUAAGGAGCGAAGUGGAUUCCAUCGAAAAAUAAAAAAAGUAAAAAUCAAAAAGAAAAAGAAAACAAUUGAGAGAAUGAAAUUGUGAAAGAUAAACAAGAAGUGUUCAAGUGUAAAAACAAAUAAAAAAGAAAUUGAAAGAAAAGUCAUUUGAAAGCGAAAAAGCUACUUUUGCACCGUUUGGUGAGAGUUAAUAAAGUAUCAAUUGUGAAAAGAGAAAAAAAAGUUUAUAAAAGAUAAAAGAAGACGCAAUGUCAACAAUGAAAGUCUCGGUCAAUAUUAAAGUGAAAUCAAAUGUGAAGUGCAUCAUUUGGUGCUUGAUGUUUGUGUCAAUAUUGGAUCACACAGAAGCUGGCUCAUGUCGCGAAGCUGCAUUGUGCUGCAACGGUCGCGACUCAUCGUGUGUGGUACAAAAAACGCCGAUUAACGUCAUUAACGAAGAUCCAAAUGAAAAACCGUGCUAUUGCGAUCAUGCUUGUUUAAAACUUGGCGAUUGCUGCGAGGAUUUUAAAUCACAUUGUGGAGUGAUUGACUGUCUUCUCUCAGAAUGGGGUCCUUGGAGCGAAUGCGAUACAAAGUGUGGAACUGGCACGAGAUCACGAACACGUUCAAUCCUUCGAGCGCCUGAAAAUGGUGGUAAACACUGUGCGUCACUUACUCAAAAGCAAGGCUGCGAAGGUUACAGAUGUAAAAGUCUUCACGAACGAAAAGCUCUGAGUGAAACGGCAAUGCUUCUACCAUCUGAGUUUUCAAAGAGUCGACGUGAAAAUGAUACAACAGACAUAAGGCGGAACUUGAAAUUGCGUUAUUCAGAUUUGUACAAGCACAAUCGGGAUCAUGAGUACUGCAUAGAAUUUGAGGUGAUUAAGGCAACAAAAGCAUGCCGCAAGGAUCCUGUUUACAAACAGUUAGAAGUGGGUGAACGUGUUGUUGUGAAAUGUGACUUGGAAGCUUUUCUGCCGCAUGAUGAAAAGGAAGAAGUUUCAAAUAAUGAGAUUUAUAGAAGCGACGGAAAUGAAAAUUUAGAGAACGAGACAAUAGAAAACUUUAAGCAUAAGAAAUCGUCGAGCAAAUCGAAAUCGAAAUAUCGAUGUAGAGGUGAAGGAGCGACCGGUCGCAACACAAGAUUCAGUGCAAUGGCAAUUCCAUCAUGUCGUGGCAAAUGGAUGAGACUUACAGUUGGACAACCCAAGAAAUGUACUCACGACGACUCCCAAUUCAUUUUCGUUUAAUGUCAUCGUCACUUGUAAGAAAUAAAAAAGAAUUACUAACAAUCAGAAGACAAUGUUUAUCAGUCAGUGUUAGAUCAAGUGCCAUAAUCAAGACAUUACAUUAAAAAUUAAAAAACAGUUUGCAUUCUUUUGUAAAUGGAAAUAAAAUUUAUUCCCGAUGAGAAAUAAAAAAAAGGAAAGAAAAAUGUAAAUAAAAUAUUUCGUUGAUAUCCGAAGGUCUUCGUUGAAUUGUUUUGCAUUGAAUGAAAUGUUGUUUUUUACAAUACCUCUGACAGAAUGAUUACGCAUUGCUCCUUAAUAAUUCAAACAUGACAGAUUUCCCUCACUUCUCAGUUCGUUUAUCAUUCGGAAAAUAUUUCAUGUUAAAGUAAGACUUGAAAUGAAAUUUGAAAGAGUUUUUAAAUGUAAAUAAACGAAAAAUAAAAGAUAAAGAUUUCUGUUCACCCUAAGGGGAAACUAACGAUUUAAAUAGAUAACCAUGGAUGAUUCAGCAUCGAAUAUAAAAUUACAAAACAUACCUAUCUAAGCUUUCUUUAAACUUUUCUCAAAUGUUUUCAUAACUUUUAGUUAUUUUCAUUUAACAAGUUUUCUAAAGAAUUUCUCUAGAUAUCUUUAAUGUUUCGGGUGGAUUCAGUAAUUGCAAGAAAUCAUUAAAUAAUUGUAAGAACUCAUCUUGACAGUAAGCUGCUGCUGAGAGAAAUCAACUUUAAUGAUCCCCAGGACGAGACUUAUUUUCACAAUAAAAUUUUAUGAAAUUCUUGUUAGAAGCAAAGCCCGGUAAUCUCUUCCAUUUGAUUGGUUUUUAAAAUCCUAAUAACUGUAAAAAUUUAUAAAAAGAAAAUGUUUGAAUGAAAAUUUGUAAAUUGUAAGUCCUUCUAACUUAGUGAUUUAGUUAUUCAAUAAAAAGAAAAUUUUUGCAGGAA